Messenger RNA from Zerene cesonia (dogface butterfly), 4240 nucleotides. It is a transcript of the gene GTPBP1, whose product is annotated as GTP-binding protein 1. Lineage: Eukaryota; Metazoa; Arthropoda; Insecta; Lepidoptera; Pieridae. The record is from RefSeq and is a predicted model, not a curated record. Gene Ontology annotation, molecular function: GTP binding; translation elongation factor activity; GTPase activity. The transcript has 14 exons. Gene Ontology annotation, biological process: translational elongation. The coding region runs from base 232 to 2025 and encodes 597 amino acids.
GAAGGUGAGUUGUCAAAAUGUUGGCAUUUAUUCCAUCUGUUUUAUUUUCGUGAAAUCAAGUGAAAUCUAUUUUCAUUACUGAAAGACAAGAUAUUGUGUAUAAACUUGGGUCUAUAAUUGUUUGAUUUUUGAAUCAAUUGCCUAAAAUAAAGGGGGCGUCGCUAUUUGAUAUUAAAUCCGUGAUGACAUAAUGUCGUAAUUGGUUUGAGUAAUUUAAAGAAUUUUAGCAAUAUGGAUAAGUCAGCAGAGCCUGAAAGGGUAGCCAGCCCAGUACUUGAGGGUGAGAUGCAAAUGGAGUCGGAGACGGACUAUUCGAGCAUCAGAGGAAAAAUGAUAUUAGUGAGUCCAACAACAGAGGAAUAUGAAUUACUAAAGAAACAACUCACUGAGCGACUAGAAGCUGGUAAUGGUGAAAUUAUUUAUGACAUUGGUCAAGGAGAAGAUGGCAAGGGUCUGACAGAAGAUGAAUACAAUGCAUCAGUUGCGACACUGCAGUCGCUAGUCAGUGAGCGGGUGUCUUGUGUAGAGCUCAGGAAGUGGGACUGCGGCUCUGGCACUGUGGGACAGUACCUGCUGCGGACGGAACUCGAUCACAAUGAUUUUAUGGAGAUUAGGGUAGCAGUGGUAGGAAAUGUGGAUGCGGGUAAAUCAACACUGCUGGGUGUGCUGACACACGGUGAGCUGGACAAUGGGCGGGGGCACGCGAGACAGCGGCUGUUCAGGCACAAGCACGAGGCGGAGACGGGGCGGACCAGCUCCGUGGGGAACGAUAUACUGGGGUUCGAUAGCAUGGGCAACGUGGUGAACAAGCCGGACCACGGUACACUGGACUGGGUGAAGAUCUGCGAGAAAUCGUCCAAGGUCAUCACGUUCAUAGACCUGGCGGGCCACGAGCGAUACCUGAAGACCACAGUGUUCGGUAUGACGGGGCACGCGCCGGAUUUCGGCAUGCUUAUGAUCGGUGCUAACGCGGGCAUAGUGGGCAUGACGAAAGAGCACCUGGGGCUGGCGCUGGCGCUCUCGGUGCCCGUGUUCGUGGUCGUCACCAAGAUCGACAUGUGCCCCCCCAACGUCUUACAGGACAAUCUGAAGUUACUCAUUAGGAUACUGAAGUCGUCCGGCUGCCGAAAAGUUCCUGUAAUGGUGAAGACGAAAGAUGACGUCAUAGUUAGCGCAACUAAUUUUGUAUCUCAGAGGCUAUGCCCAAUAUUCCAAGUGUCGAACGUGACUGGCGAAAACCUGGAGCUGCUGACGAUGUUCCUCAACCUGCUGAAGACGAGGAUGCCCUCGCAGGACGACAAGCCCGCCGAGUUCCAGAUCGAUGACACGUACUCUGUGCCGGGCGUGGGCACAGUGGUCUCCGGCACGACGCUGGCCGGCGUGAUCCGCCUCAACGACACGCUGCUGCUGGGCCCCGACCCGCUGGGCCGCUUCGUGCCCAUCGCCGUCAAGAGCAUACACCGCAAGCGCAUGCCCGUGCCCGAGGUGCGCGGCGGACAGACCGCCAGCUUCGCGCUCAAGAAGAUAAAGCGCUCAGCGAUCCGCAAGGGCAUGGUGAUGGUGUCGCCGGCGCUCAACCCGCAGGCGUGCUGGCAGUUCGAGGGCGAGAUACUGGUGCUGCACCACCCCACCACCAUCUCGUCGAGAUACCAGGCCAUGGUGCACUGCGGCAGCAUACGGCAGACCGCGUCGAUCCUGUCGAUGUCGCGCGAGUGCCUGCGCACGGGCGACAAGGCGCGCGUGCGCUUCCGCUUCAUCAAGCAUCCGGAGUAUCUGCGUAGGGGACAGCGGAUGGUGUUCCGCGAGGGGCGCACGAAGGCGGUGGGCAACGUGCUGCGGCCCGAGCCGCACGCGCAGCCCGCGCCGCGCCACGCGCGACACGACCACCGCCUGCUCGCCGCCGUACAAGAGUCAGACGAGUCCGGUGCCACCUCACCGUUCGAGAUGUCCGGCGACAAGCGGCGCCGGCGCAAGCGGCACGACAACAAGCCAGCCGCGUCGCACUCUGCCGUCGCUGCUAAUUGAACACACACGCACACACACACACACACACAGAUUGACAGACAGACAAACACAUAUAAGGGAAAAGACAUAAAAUUCGAUAUACAUAAACAUUACAUUGAUAUGUAAGUUAAAUAGACAAAAAUAAGGACAAACUCGGAUAUAGAGAUGAGUAAAUAGACAUACAAUUUGAAAUCCAUAAACAAUAUACGAGAUCAUAAACACACAGAUACACAGUUAUCUGAUAAAGUCAGAACACAUAAACAAAUUCAAAGAACACACACAAAGAAACAAACAAAAAACGUUAAAGCAGGCCAUAAGUUUGUUUAUUUUUGGACAUAAGAAGAUCAUAGAUCAUAAUGCAGAACACACAUACAAACAAGCAGUAAUGCACAGAAAGUAUAGAAGAACAAAAAUUUUAAUUAUAAUAGACAAAAAUAUCAAGUCACUUAGUACGGAGUAUUAUGUAUAAGCACAUUUUGUUUAUAGUUUUUAUGUGUUCAUCUUGACAUUGUCAGUAUUUUCCUCAGAAGAUGGAAUUGUUUUCUAUUUAAACUGGCAUAAAUUUUUUAUAUAUUAAAAAAUUAUCAAAGACAUGCAACGAAAAGUAAAAGAUACAUAAAAUAUACAUUAAUGUUAAUGGAAAAGGGAACUAAAAUACGGCGAAAAGACAGUUGGCGUGCAAGAGUUAUAUGUAUAUUCAUAAUUCAAGUUUGCAUGUAUAAUAAAUCAAGUACAUAUGUUAACUUUUAGGAAAUUAUUAUAUUAAAUGAUUUUCACCUACAUAUGAAUAAGCACAAUUAGUAAUAGAAUUUCCAUAUAAACUGCUCUAUUUUGUAUAGAUCUAACAUAUUUUCUCACUUUUUAUAUUUCAAUCUAUUUUUCAAUUUAUAAAUUGCAUUAAAAGUAUUUGUGGCCGAGAGUAUAGCAGUUAGGUAAUGCUCAUGAUAUCAACUUUAAUAACAAAAUCAAUGAGAUACUUAACAUUAAGUAACCCACCUGGUUAUUUAACGUUAAGCUUCAGUUACUUAUUUUCCAAUAGACCAUACAUAUACAUACACCUUCUUCAAAAUUAUGUUCAUGUCAUGUGUAAUCAUAAUCUAGUUACUGAUAUGUGAAUGGAUUUAUCUUGUUAAAUAAUAUCACAAUCCAUAAGAAGUUGAAUAAUUUAAAAAUGGAAUGUGUUCUACAUACAUCUUAGAUUACAAAACAAAGGCAUAAAACAAGUUAGGUUUUACCAAAUCAAUUCUUCUGUUUCUUUCAUUCCACCUUCUUUUAAUAUUGAACAAAAAAAAAGUGUAAACAUUACUUGUAACUAAGUGUCACACCUUAUUUUGUAAAAGCUUUCUACCUAAUGUUUUGUAAUCUGAGUCGUGUUAUCUUAUAUAUCUUUUUAGUGUUCUUUAUGAAAAAAAAAAAUAACUUAACACAAAUGGUGGAUGUGAAAUAUAGAUACCGCCUAAAGAAGUACAAGGUACCUCUGGUAGAGUAAGAACAACAUAUUGUAGCGAACCGUCUAUUUUACCAUAUACAUUAUACUACUUAUUAUAUUUACUAUGUCAAAUUUUUUCUAUAUUUUUGGUAUUUUUAAUGUCAAAUAAAAUAGUUUACAAUUGGUGCAAUUUAUGUUUGGCUUUCAAUAGGAUUAAGAUAAAUAUUUCGGUUGGAAGUGUUUCAAAAUUUAUUUUAUAAAGUUUAUUUCAAAGUGUGAUGUUAUUUGAUUUAUAUUUUAGAAUAAAUCCUUGAUGUAUAUACAAAUACAUUUUCAUUUUUAAGCUGUAAAAUAUUUCGUAUACAUGUACCAUUAAUAUUUAGUAGCAUUGAGUGGUUGACAUGUGUUAAUAGUAAAAGUAAAACUGUAUUUAAAAUUUACAUUGGUGGAAAUAUUAAUAUUAUUAAACACUGCAACACGACAAUUUACAGUGCGAGUAUAUUUCCUAUUUAAAUGCAAGUUGCUGUUCCACUAGCAAUAAUGUCCAAACAUUUAUACGAAUGGGUAAACGCCUAGUAGGUUGUGUCUUAGUGUUGCUAGCACUCCAUAUCAUAGAUAUUCAGUAUUUGUGUUUGUAAUGUGAUUUCUUAGUCUAGGUAAUGACAUAUUUCUAUUAAUUUGUUCUGAAUUUGGAAAAUAAAAUUAGCUCAAAAUAAAAUUGAUGUUUUAUUGUAAAAUUACAUUUAUACUAAAUAUCGAAUUUACAAUAAGACUACAUAGUCAAAGAGCGAGUGUCAUUUCUUUAUC